AGAAUACUGUUAUUUUAACUGACAACCAGAACCAGUAUCAUUUGCAAAAAUGUUUUGCGUUGUAUAAUCUAAGUCUCGAGUACAAUCGACAGAUGAAUUAGCCUUAUUUAUUGAUAGAGGAACACUGAAACAUUGAACACUUUUGGACUUUCCCUUGGGUCCCUCGGAUCGGCUUGAUUAUGGCAACAUUUCACCGAAUUUCAUUGUUGGUGUUGGGCAUCAAUACAGUUCUGCUCAGCACUGUAGCUGCGGCCCAGAGCGAGGAGAGAGAGUGUGCUUUCAAUGACCAGCACCACCAGUUUGAAGAGCAACGUGCCGGUGAGAACAGUGUCUCCAAGGACAACGGCACUAUCCACUGUAUGAAGGGGAGUAAUUGCUAUGGCCUGUGGGAGAAAACUAGAGACGGAGAGAUUCGCCUUGUAAAGCAAGGGUGCUGGGCUCACCUCAGUGACCAGCAAGACUGUCACGACAAGGAGUGUGUGGUGACAACCACCCCUUCCCAGAUCCAGAAUGGCACUUAUCGCUUCUGCUGCUGCAGCACUGACAUGUGCAACGUCAACUUCACAGAGAACUUCCCGCCUCCCAGCCCUACCACCGCACAGCCCUACAAUCCAAACAGUCGUGAGGAGACCAUCGUUAUUGCACUGGCCUCUGUUUCGGUCGUGGCUGUCCUGAUCGUAGCACUUUUCUUUGGGUACAGGAUGCUAACCGGAGACCGUAAAGCAGGCCUUCACAACAUGAACAUGAUGGAAGCAGCUUCCUCUGAGCCCUCCCUCGACCUGGACAGCCUCAAACUGCUUGAGCUGAUCGGGCGCGGACGGUACGGCGCGGUAUAUAAAGGAUCCCUGGAUGAGCGGCCCGUAGGCGUGAAGGUGUUCAACUACACCAACAGGCAAAACUUCAUCAACGAGAGGAACAUAUACCGGCUGCCACUCAUGGAGCACGACAACAUCGCCAGGUUCAUCGUGGGGGACGAGAGGCUCACUGCUGAAGGCCGCAUGGAGUACCUGCUGGUCAUGGAGUACUAUCCUCACGGUUCUCUGUGUCGGUACCUGAGUCUGCAUACCAGUGACUGGGUGAGCUCCUGCAGACUGACUCACUCAGUGACCCGCGGCCUGGCGUACCUUCACACCGAGCUGCUGAGAGGAGAUUACUACAAGCCUGCAGUAUCACACCGGGACAUGAACAGCCGCAACGUGCUGGUAAAGAACGAUGGCACGUGUGUGAUCAGCGACUUCGGCCUCUCUAUGAAACUGACAGGAAACAGACUGGUCCGGCCGGGAGAGGAGGACAACGCAGCCAUCAGUGAGGUGGGAACUAUACGAUACAUGGCCCCCGAGGUUCUGGAGGGAGCUGUGAACCUGCGGGACUGCGAAUCUGCCCUCAAGCAGGUGGACAUGUAUGCACUGGGGCUCAUCUACUGGGAGAUAUUCAUGAGGUGUACAGACCUCUUUCCAGGAGAGACUGUGCCGGAGUAUCAAAUGGCAUUCCUGGUGGAAGCUGGGAAUCACCCCACCUUCGAGGACAUGCAAGUGCUAGUUUCCAGAGAAAAGCAGCGGCCCAAGUUCCCUGAAGCCUGGAAGGAGAACAGCCUGGCUGUUCGCUCUCUGAAGGAGACGAUGGAGGACUGCUGGGACCAGGACGCAGAGGCGCGGCUCACUGCACAGUGCGCUGAGGAGAGGGUGGCAGAACUCAUGAUGAUCUGGGACAGAAAUAAGUCUGUCAGCCCCACCGUCAAUCCAAUGUCCACUGCCUUGCAGAACGAAAGGAAUCUCUCACACAGCAGACGAGUGCCAAAGAUUGGCCCAUACCCCGAUUACUCCUCAUCCUCCUACAUCGAGGACUCCCUGCACCACACCGAAGGCAUCGUCAAGAACCUCUCCAGUGAGAACUCAACCUCCUCCACCACUGCCGCCGGCACAGGGCCCGAGAAGAACCGCAACUCCAUCAACUACGAGCGGCAGCAGGCCCAGGCGCGGCUCCCCAGCCCCGAGACCAGCAGCACCAGUGUGUCCACCACCACCACCACCACCACAGGACUGACCCCCAGCACCGUCAUGACCACCAUCUCGGAGACAACCUUCCCCGAUGACGGCCUCCUGCAGCACGGGGCGCCCUUACUGGUCUGCCUGCAGCUGACAGAGGAAGACCUGGAGACCACCAAGCUGGACCCCAAGGAGGUGGACAAGAACCUGAAGGAGAGCUCAGACGAGAACUUGAUGGAGCAUUCCAUGAAGCAGUUCAGUGUCCCCGACCCGCUCAGCAGCAGCAGUUCUAGCCUGCUGUACCCUCUGAUGAAGCUGGCUGCGGAGGUCACUGGCCAGCAGGAUUUUGGCCAAGUGGGCAGCUUGGCUGCCAGCAAUGCGGGUCUGAUCGCAGACAUGCCAUCCGCGCCCAUAUACCCCCUCCCCAAGCAGCAGAACCUGCCCAAGCGGCCCACCAGCCUGCCACUCAACACCAAAAAUGUCACCAAGGAGCCUCGCCUGAAGUUCGGCAGUAAGCACAAGUCCAACCUGAAGCAGGUGGAGACCGGGGUGGCCAAACUGAACACAGUCAAUGCAGCUGAGCCUCACGUGGUGACAGUUACCAACAACGGGCAAAGCCGGGGGCAGAUGCCAAACGUGCCAUCUUCCUCUUCCUCCUCCACUGCCGCCAUGCAGACCCAGUACGCCAACGGGUCAGUGCCCACCAGCCAGCUGGCCAACGGCUCUGCCCAUCACGUCCAAGAGGCGCUGCAGUCUCAGUUCAGCGUGGAAGACAGCCGGCUGAACAUCAACUCCAGCCCGGACGAGCACGAGCCCCUGCUGAGGCGGGAGCAGCAGGCUGGCAGGGAUAACGGCCUCAUGGAGAGGCUCGUGGACAGGAGGGACCACCGGUUGCUGGACGCCGGCCGGACAAACUCCAAUAACAACAACAGCAACCCAUGUCCAGCUGUGGAGCGGGCGAGCUUGACGCCAGCCAGCACAGACAAUACUGUGGCAGAAACAAAUCUACGGCAGCCCCGGGGGAGGAGAGUCGAGAGGCCGAACUCACUGGAUCUGUCAGCCAACAACAGUCUGGAUAGCUGCGGCAUGCAGGGUGAAACACCACGGGAUAACAAGCCAGGCUCUGGGGAGAAGAUCAAGAAGCGAGUGAAGACCCCAUAUUCCCUGAAGAGGUGGCGCCCCUCCACAUGGGUCAUCUCCACAGACCCGGUCGACAGCGAAGUGAACAACAACGGCCAACAGGGUGCAGGCACUGCUGUCUACUUAGUGGGCGGAGGCACUGCCACGGCAACCGUUCCCACAGAUAACAGAAUGACCUGCCUGUGAACAGUUUACCUUUUUAUUUCACUUCAAGUGACUUGAUAUGAAAAAGAAAACAAAAAGUAACAAAAAAAUAAAUUAGAAGCAGCUUAACUUCCCACCUCUCCUUCAAAGACUCGCUUUAAAUAGAAUUCAGCUAUGCAGCAAGUUUGACGUAAAAUGCUUCCAUUUUUUAUGUUUUUGUUUGAAUGCUGACUUUUUUUUUUUUGCACUUUUUAAAAUAUUUUUUAUGACAUCGUUAAGUCUCUUGUGAAGAAGGAUAAAAAGAAAAAAAUGACAAUGCAUUCAUUUACAAUCAACAUAGACCACGUUUUAUAUACAGUGAAACUCUGAUACAACGUACUGCCUUGGGACUGUAAAAACAGUAUGUUAUAACCGAGGUAUGUAAUAACCAGAUACGUGCACAUACCCGCCAAAUCAGCACACAAAUCAAAACCUAGUACAGUAUUAAUUAAUUAAUGUACAUAUACAAUGUAUGUAGUAUAAAGGUUUAUUACAGAAGA
Polyodon spathula (Mississippi paddlefish) is the source of this 3808-nucleotide messenger RNA. RefSeq names its product bone morphogenetic protein receptor type-2-like. Gene Ontology annotation, biological process: BMP signaling pathway; protein phosphorylation; cellular response to growth factor stimulus. The record is from RefSeq and is a predicted model, not a curated record. The coding region runs from base 180 to 3311 and encodes 1043 amino acids. NCBI's taxonomy places the organism in Eukaryota, Metazoa, Chordata, Actinopteri, Acipenseriformes, Polyodontidae. The transcript is spliced from 13 exons. Gene Ontology annotation, molecular function: ATP binding; transforming growth factor beta receptor activity. Gene Ontology annotation, cellular component: signaling receptor complex; plasma membrane.